Molecule: messenger RNA, 2362 nt
Organism: Hemicordylus capensis (graceful crag lizard)
Lineage: Eukaryota; Metazoa; Chordata; Lepidosauria; Squamata; Cordylidae
Gene: P4HA3
Product: prolyl 4-hydroxylase subunit alpha 3
Exons: 13
Coding region: 154-1752 (532 amino acids)
Biological process (GO): peptidyl-proline hydroxylation to 4-hydroxy-L-proline
Cellular component (GO): endoplasmic reticulum
Molecular function (GO): L-ascorbic acid binding; procollagen-proline 4-dioxygenase activity; protein binding
Source: RefSeq, a predicted model, not a curated record
GUGAGCAGAGAUAGUUACUGGCUGACAAAACCCUGGCUGUGGAAAGGGCUGCAGCAGCAGCAGCAGGGGGAGGCAGAGUCCAGCGCCGCCGGCCUCGCCUGAGAGGAAGGCAGACGGGAGAGUCAGAGGCGCUUCUCCAGAUGAAGGCGAAGGAUGCUGGCGUUGGUGCUACUGCUUGGCCCCUUGUGCCGGGCACAUGCAGAAACAUACACGUCCAUGCUGAGCAUCCAGCAGGCUCUGAGGACCGAGAGGGAGCUCCUUCGGGGCUUACAGACCUACCUGGAAGAAGAGACGAACCGGCUCAAUGACCUCAGAAGAUUCUAUAAGAAGAUCCAGGCCUUGCAUCAAGGAGUCGACAGCACAGUGGCUAACCCUUUGCUGGCCUACACCCUCAUCAAGAGAUUGCAGUCCGACUGGCUGAACGUGGUAUAUAGCAGGGAGGCCAGUGAGAACACCCAAGCAUUCAAGAAUGGCUACCACAGACUGGAGGACGACCUGCCUAUUUUUGAAGACCUGGAAGGAGCAGCCCGGGCAGUGAUGCGUCUGCAAGAUGUCUACUCCCUGAGCGUUAAGGGAUUGGCCAAAGGAAGGUUCCAGAAAGUUAGCAGUGCUCACCUCCCUGACAUUUACAGCCCAGGGAUGGACGUCUCACUAUCAGCUGACGACUGCUUCCAUAUUGGCAAGGUUGCUUAUGACAUGGAGGAUUAUUACCACUCCAUUGCAUGGCUGGAGGAAGCCGUCCGUCUCUUUCGGAUCUCCUAUGGACAAUGGAACACAGAGGACGAAGGGAGCCUUGAAGAUGCUCUGGACCACCUGGCUUUUUCCUAUUUCAAGGCAGGAAACAUUUCUCAUGCCUUAAGCCUCUCCCAAGAAUUUCUUCACUAUGAUCCAAGCAACAGACGAAUGGCAAGGAACAUCCUCAAGUAUGAGAAACUCCUGAUGGAGAACCCUGAGGCUGGCGAGGAGGAGGUGGCCCUGCAGAGGCCGAAUGUGACUCACCUGGAGACCAGAGAUCUUUAUGAAACUUUGUGUCAGACCCUUGGAUCUCAGCCAGACCAAUACCAGCUGCCUCACCUCUGCUGCACCUACGAGACCCAGGGAGACCCUCUGCUGAUCCUCCAGCCACUGAAGAAGGAAACCAUCCAUCGGCAUCCCUACAUAGCACUCUACCACGACUUUGUCAGUGAUUAUGAAGCCGAGAGGAUCAAGUCGCUAGCCUCCCCUUGGCUGCAGAGGUCAGUGGUUGCCUCUGGAGAAAAGCAGCAGCAAGCAGACUACCGGAUAAGCAAGAGUGCUUGGUUGAAAGACACUGUCGACCCAGUGAUUGUGGCGUUAGAUCGGCGGAUCGCAGCCCUGACCGGCUUGAAUAUCCAGCCCCCUUAUGCAGAGUAUCUGCAGGUGGUAAACUAUGGACUUGGAGGUCACUACGAGCCCCAUUUUGAUCAUGCUACUUCAAGAAAAAGCCCCCUUUACAGGAUGAAAUCUGGAAACCGAAUUGCCACACUGAUGGUCUAUCUGAGUUCAGUAGAAGCUGGUGGAUCCACUGCCUUCAUCUAUGCAAACUUGAGCUUGCCUGCAGUCAAGAACGCAGCUGUCUUCUGGUGGAACCUUCACAAGAACGGGGAAGGGGAUGAAGACACCCUCCAUGCUGGCUGCCCAGUGCUUGCUGGAGACAAGUGGGUGGCCAACAAGUGGUUCCACGAACAUGGCCAGGAGUUCCGAAGGCCAUGUGGCUCCAGCCCAGAAGACUAGCAAACCUGAGAGCUCCUUGGAGUUCAGGAGGCACCAGAGAAACCACAGGAGGUGGCAGCUUGCAGUCUAGUGGAGAGGAAGUCUGAAACCUGCUGCCUUCCUCGCAGCUUGAUGCGGAAAGGCCACCAGGAAUGCUGAGCCACGGCCAGACCACCGGCACUUGGCAAGGUUCCCUCAGUCAUUUAUUUAGUCUGAGGACUGUCCGGUAUAGCAAAUGGAAUGCAACACUCUACAGAGGAGGAGAGAAAGAAGCAACUGGGUAUUCUGGAAGUUCUACAACCAUACUUGGCUCUUGGGGCAUUAAUUUUGUAUAUAUUGAUAUGUAGUUGGCAGUUACUAGAAUGCAAUGCCCCCGGGGCCCCGGGUCUAUGGGAUGUCAGAGAAUUGUCACCAGUGUUCUGAGUGUUAAUGGGGAACAGAGUGCUGAGAUCAGUCCAGCUACUGUGGGGGAAGUGUCAUGUUGAUUUGGGCAGGGAGGAAAGCAUUGGGGUCUGAGGAGAGGAGGGGCUGCAAGUGACAGGGGCUACAAAUUAGGGAUGUGCGUGGAACUAUGGCGGGGAGGCUCGAAGGCGGAGGGGGGUGCCGCUUUAAGAAUGGGGGUGGGUGCACU